Messenger RNA from Physella acuta, 1423 nucleotides. RefSeq lists its product as uncharacterized. Gene Ontology annotation, biological process: positive regulation of protein ubiquitination. Gene Ontology annotation, molecular function: protein binding. The record is from RefSeq and is a predicted model, not a curated record. NCBI's taxonomy places the organism in Eukaryota, Metazoa, Mollusca, Gastropoda, Physidae.
GUUGAAUGAGGUCCCGUAGUCUUUUGCUACAAACAAAUUUCAAGGUGUACGACUUAUUCACACUUUAAAAAUGGGAAAUGUAAAUGAGAUUUAUAAUACCAAAAGUCGUUUGAGUGUAUCCUCACCAGCAGUUAAUCAGAAGAGUCAGAUGGACGGUCUAAUCGUCUACUUAAAUGGCCAAUCAGACGGCUCAAGUUUUCUGGGCAAGUUGCCUUCAGUGGUGUUGGUAAACAUCUUCAGAUUUGUUGACAACAAAAAUGAGCUGUUAAGGCUAGCGAGUGUGUGUAGAUCUUGGAGGGAUUUAAUUUACACCACGCCUACUUUGUGGAGGAACAUGCACCUCGAGUUCUGCUGCAACUGUAAAUGUUUGAACAGGAAAAAAGCUUUCUCGAAUGCUAUACGCUUCGGCUGCCACUUGUAUGAAUUGUCAAUCUCCGUCUGCAAACACCAUGAAUGCCACCUAAGCUCCUGCUCCUUGGCCACCGUUUUCCGAAAGUGUUUGCAAGAUUUACGUCAUCCGACACUGACGUCAAUAAAAAUAAGUGACAUAGGAAUGCGAGAAGCGUCAACUAGAACACCGUCCGAUAUCAGUAGGGAAAUGACGCGUUUGGUGUCCAGACUGGACCGUCUAAAAUGUUUCAAGAUGACCAAAGCUCAAUGGCCAAUAGAAGAAGGCAACAAUCUCAUCAACACAGUGCUGACCACGUCCAGAGGAACCCUUCAGUCGCUGGACAUUGACAGGUUCUUCCACACACGCUUGUUGGCUGAGAAACCGGUUAAACUUGACCAACUGACCACUGGUAUCCUAUCUCUCACCAGCUUGACGAAACUUGGGAUUGACUAUAUAUUAUUGACUGAUGACUUCGUGACUUCACUGUCUAGAUCACAUGCAGGACAACUUCAGACAUUGAAACUUGUCGCGGGUUGGAUUCCUUAUGGAACUACUCCACACCUGAUCUCUAGAAAGGCCUGGGUGAACCUGACAGAUGCCUGUCCAGCAAUGAAAGUGGCGUUUUAUGUUGACCCCGACACAUUAGAGGAUUCUGGUUUUGAAAUACUGGACCCCGUUUUGCCCAUCUACAAGAUCAACUUGUUGGAAGGGGACAUUUUGUACUAUCUGAAUGAUGUGUUGGAAUAUAUCGCCGACAACUUCAGAAAGAGCUUGGUGAAGCUAGAGAGCGACCAAUACAGUGACCAUUUUCCAACCGACGCCGCCUUUCUACAGUUUGUUCGGAAAUGUCGACGUUUACGAUGUGUUAACGUAUCUGCCCACUUCCUAACACCAGAGACAGUAAAGACUGCCAUGAAGUUGAUAGGAGACAGAAAGCGAAGACACGACUUGAGAAUCUUGAGAAUGUCACACCCAAACAAACGAGCUAAGACAGGACCGGCUAAAGUUCCACGUUCCAACAUAGCCAAUUAG